CGCCGCAGCUCUGGCUCUGGCGUCUGGCUCCUGCGCGGCGGCCCGACCCGGCUAUCGCGCGGCGGAGCCGGGCGGCGAGGCUGCUGCUGGCAGGUUGUGCGGGACUGCGGGCCGCGACAUGGAUUGUCCUGUGCAGCCCGAAUUCCAGCCUUGUUGAGCCAGCCACACCAAGAACUUUCCAGCAGAGAAGCCCCUCCAAGCACUGACCAUGUCUAUCAUGGACCACAGCCCCACCACUGGGGUGGUCACAGUCAUUGUCAUCCUCAUCGCCAUUGCUGCCCUGGGGGCCUUGAUCCUGGGCUGCUGGUGCUACCUGCGGCUGCAGCGCAUCAGCCAGUCAGAGGACGAGGAGAGCAUCGUGGGUGAUGGCGAGACAAAGGAGCCCUUUCUCCUGGUGCAGUACUCUGCCAAGGGGCCAUGCGUGGAAAGAAAGGCCAAGCUGGUGACCUCCAGUGGCCCGGAAGUGCAUGGCUGAGCUGGGCUGUGAAGGCCCUGGUUCCUUUGCGGCCAGCCCAGAAGCACCGAGAGGGCAGAAGCAGACAUGAUGCUAUGUGAGAGGGGCUGACACUUGCCAGCAUGGUCUCUUCGGGCUUCGUCAUCGCAUGCACUGACUGCGGGUCCUAGCUGUUCCUGGCCUCCCCCCUCAGCCUCCUGGUGGGGCUGCCCAUUGCAGGCAGUGGGCAGGCCUGACCUUGCUGGGGCUCACGGCCCCUUAGCGCUUUUGUUACUUGAAUGUUUUAGCUGAGCCUGUUUUUGAUGGAGCUACUACUGUAAUGCGUGAACUCACCAACCUGUGAACUGUAAAUAGGCCCAGAAGCACGUGCUUAAGCCUUUGUGCUGAUUUUUAAAAAUACCACAUAGAGCCCAUGGGGCUGGCUUGAUGACUGUACUCACGGUGAGCUGAGGCAUGACCGUGGAGGGUCUUUGACUGGUCAGGCCCCAGGUGCCCUUGGCAGGGCUCAGAAGUUUAUCUGUGUGUAUGGAAAGAAGUGAAGGGCUGAGCGGCUGGGCGCUUGGGCAACUUCUGCUUGGUUAGUAAUGGGUAGAAGAAAAACCCCACCCCUCCCUUUCGACAGCUUCAGCUUUGUUAAAUAGCAGUGUGGGCAGAUGGCAGUCACUGCAAGGAAGCUGCUGCAUUUGUUUGGAAGCCUGUGACGGACGAGUCCCCGAGUCCUGAGGGCUGCCAGGCAGCUGAGCAGAGCAGUCUCUUGCCCUUUGGUCUUGAGCAUGCCCAGUACAUCCCUUCACAGGCCUACUGCUCUGGUCCUCUGGAAACACCAGAGCCUGUGGUGGCUACUUGAAGUCUGAAACGCAGUUGGCCCAAGCAAGCAAGGUUUUGUUUUUGUAUUUAAUAUUUUCUGCACUGGAGUGGGGGUGGGGGGGAUAGGCGAUUCGGUUUUUGUUGUUGUUUUCUUCCCACCUUUUCACAAGUGAGCUUCCUUUCCUCUCCAAUGACUGCUCACUGGCUGGGUAUUGGGUUUCACUUUGAUCCACGGAGCUUUGUAGACAGAGCCCCCUGACUCAGCUCUAAUGGCACUAUGUGCUAUAUAAGAUCAUUUCUAGUGUGUACAUAUGCAUUUACAACAGCUACCAGGAUUCAAAUUCAGGGAGGUAAGGGAGCCAGCAGCAUGUAUCUCCGGGAUAUCCUUUAAGUCCAUGCCUAUAAACUUGCUUAGAUGUUAAUCCCACCACUGUAAGUGCAUUCUAAACCAUUAUGAUAAAAACACGAAUGUGCUGGCAUCUUUGGUGAUGAGAAAAGGUGGCCAGCCCUGGAUUGGCCGGCACACCAAUGGGCAGGAAGCAGAGAGCUUCAGGCCAGGCUGGAGACAGCUUUAAAAUGCAUGUGAAACCAAUCCAUUCUCUGGAACCCCGAGGGAGGAGCUGUAGAGGACACUUUUUAGCAGUGUAUGCCUCAAAGUGGGGCUGUGUGUAUCAAAUGUUAAGGAACAGCUCUAGGUGAGGGGAGACAGCUGGAAGGACAUUUGUGAAGGUAGGAAUAAGACACCUCUGGUGGGCUGCUGCCGAAGAACAGCUUAAACUCUUGGACCCCAGUGAGAUAACUAAGUCAUGGAAGAGGUAGUAAGGGGUAGACUGGCCACUGGCAGAGGCAGCUUAAGCUAGCUUAGAUGCAUGCUGCACCUGGAAGCAGUGAUGCUUCAGGUCUAGGAGGUAAACAGGAGGUAUGAAAGGAUCGCCCCAGAGCUGGCAGAGGCUGAGGGUUUUGAUCCAUUCUCACCCCACUUCAGCUUUCUACCUCUAAUUCUCCUUGCAGCCAGCAGCCUAUCUACUGCUGAUCCUUUAGCUUCACCACCCACUGAUCCAAGAACAGGUUGACCUAGGCUUUCAGUGUGAGCCUGGCUCCUGGAAAUGCUCAAAUCACUCCACUGUCAGACAUGUUGCAGCUUUUACUAUGCCAAUGACAUUUCUCUUUUUCAGACAUCACAUUCUUACCAGUUACUUUCGGGUAGCUUCCUGUCUCCUCCCCAGUUGCCAGGGAGGUCUUUGGCAUUUGAGUCAGCCCAUCCAGAGUGGGAUGGAUUGCAGAGUAACUUCAGACACUGUGGGGCACUGGUAGAAACACCUAUAGAACUAGUGAACAACCACACAAGUCUUCCCUGUCUUUGUUUAUCACUGGCUACCUUUGUUUUCUAAGUGUACAUCAGAGCCAUACACUCCAGUGGUUAAUAAGUUAUGACUUCUCUUCAGAUUCUUUCGCAAAAGUGCAACCCUUGUGGUGAGGUCUUCUGAUGAGUAACAAACUAGCCUUUCGUCCUAGGGAGCAGGCAGGAACGCCAAGGCUCAGCCACUGAAGCAAGACUGACUUUCCUAGAUAAAUCUUCAAAUGGACUGUGCUACUGUUAUGUCUCAAAGCUACCAAGUUUGUGCAAUAAGUGGAAGGGAAGGGAUACCAUUCCUGAUCAAUAAAUGCUGAAUGACAUUCAAGUUCAUUUUCUAGACCACUGAGAAAAAUCUUUAUUUACAAUAAAUCUCAAUAAAAUUUGCAUAAAUAUA
Peromyscus leucopus (white-footed mouse) is the source of this 3012-nucleotide messenger RNA. RefSeq names its product stannin (gene Snn). NCBI's taxonomy places the organism in Eukaryota, Metazoa, Chordata, Mammalia, Rodentia, Cricetidae. The coding region runs from base 209 to 475 and encodes 88 amino acids. The record is from RefSeq and is a predicted model, not a curated record. Gene Ontology annotation, cellular component: mitochondrial outer membrane. The transcript is spliced from 2 exons.